Messenger RNA from Cervus elaphus (red deer), 1334 nucleotides. RefSeq names its product ATP23 metallopeptidase and ATP synthase assembly factor homolog (gene ATP23). Gene Ontology annotation, cellular component: extrinsic component of mitochondrial inner membrane. NCBI's taxonomy places the organism in Eukaryota, Metazoa, Chordata, Mammalia, Artiodactyla, Cervidae. Gene Ontology annotation, molecular function: metalloendopeptidase activity. The coding region runs from base 237 to 1085 and encodes 282 amino acids. The record is from RefSeq and is a predicted model, not a curated record. The transcript has 7 exons. Gene Ontology annotation, biological process: mitochondrial protein processing; mitochondrial proton-transporting ATP synthase complex assembly.
CGCCCCGUUGCCGUCGCCCUUCCCCGCGCUUCUUGCCCCGCACUCGGUCAGUGUCCGGGGUUGCAGACCCCGGCGACUGAACGUCCUUGGCCCCGCCCAGCGACGGCGGCCGGGCUGGCGCGGGUUCGGCCUGGCAGAGGGAGGGCCUGGGCGGUGGGAGGGGGCUUACCUUUCCCUCUCUCACCCUCCGCCGCCCGAAGCGGGAGGAAGAAGCCGCGGCGAAGUCCCUGGGCGGCAUGGCAGAAGUUCCGGAUGAGCGCGAGCCGGGCCCGGUGGCAGCGGAGCCGCUGCCGCAGCAGCACGUCGGGUGCCAAGUCUUCUCCGAGCGGCUGGCUCAGCAGACGCCACCGCAAGGGUUCCUCUCCAGUUUCUUCACCAACAACCAGAAGUGCCAGCUUAUGCUGUUGAAGACGUUGGCGACAAAUCCAUAUGUCAAACUUCUGCUUGAUGCCAUGAAGCAUUCAGGCUGUGCUGUUAACAAAGACAGACACUUUGCUUGUGAAGACUGUAACGGAAAUGUCAGUGGAGGUUUUGAUGCUGCAGUGUCUCAGAUUGUUCUGUGCCAGAAUAACAUCCGUAAUCAGGCCCAUAUGAACAGAGUGGUCACCCAUGAGCUCAUUCACGCCUUCGAUCACUGCCGCGCUCACGUCAACUGGUUCACCAAUGUCAGACACUUGGCCUGCUCUGAGGUUCGAGCUGCUAACCUUAGUGGAGACUGCUCACUUUUAAAUGAAAUAUUCAGGUUGCAUUUUGGAUUAAAACAACACCAUCAGAAAACCUUCAAAUUUUGUGUAGUUUCCUGUUGCCUCCAGGGGAGAUUCCCCUCUCAGAGGAAAAGUUAUCCAGCGAUGGUCAGCUAUGAAAAACUGAGAGAGAGAAAGACUUGUGUGCGAGACAGAGCCAUUCGUUCUAUCCUGGCUGUUAGGAACAUUAGCAAAGAAGUGGCUCAGAAAGCUGUUGAUGAAGUUUUUGAGUCUUGUUUCAAUGACCAUGAACCUUUUGGAAGGAUCCCUCAUAACAAGACCUAUGCAAGAUAUGCUCAUAGAGACUUUCAAAACCGGGAUCGAUACUACUCAAAUAUAUGAAGACAAUGAUAUUUUAUACUAUAGAGCUUCAGUGGUCAUGAAGAAAGUAUGGUUCCUAAGCGGACAAACAUAAACGAUCAAUUAAAUACACGGAAGACACAGAAGAUGCUGAUUCUAACAUCAGAAAAAGUAACUGUGGUGAGAAACGAAAUUGCCUUAAAUGCAAACAUUGUAUCUUUGUAGCUUUGGAUCUUUAUUUACCAGUUGGUAAAUAGAGCAAAUAAAUUGUUCAUUUAAAAUUUUCUACAA